Molecule: messenger RNA, 396 nt
Organism: Paramecium pentaurelia
Lineage: Eukaryota; Ciliophora; Oligohymenophorea; Peniculida; Parameciidae
Source: the annotation of a GenBank genome assembly
AUGUAUUAAAGAAAGAGAGUUAAAACAAUCUUAGAUUACAAUAAAAUUGAAAAAGAACUACCAACAAGUGAUUUAACAGAAUAAGAAAAAUCUAUUGUUAGUUUAGCAAUACGAGAAAGGAAAUUUAAUUUAAGAACAAGAGUUAAAUCAGUUAAUUCGAAAGCAGAACUAUGCAAAAAUUACAGAGAGUAUGAGGAUAAGAUGAAACUGUCAAUUGCUUAAAUAGUUGAUUUUGAAUACAAAAAAUCCAAAUAAAGUAUGUCAACAGUAAAACACAAAGGUUAAUUCACUACAAUAUUUUCUAUUCCAAAACCUAAAUAUGACCCUUCAAUUGUUUAUGGUUCCUAAAACAAUAGAAGAGUUAUUCAUAUGAAGGAAAUACUUAAAAAGUUAUGA